AUGCAACAGCCACCCCGCUUGCACGGCAGCGGUGCGGGCCAGCGCUCUGGAGCCGCUCCCGCUUCGGUACCGGUAGCACCGUCGACACCGCGGAAGGCGCAAGAGCUCGACAACCUCAUCCGCUCGCUCGAAGAUCAGUACCAACUGGGUUUCAAUGUCAAACGUGGACACAGGUCGCCAGCACAGCUCAAACGUACAGCAGACAGGGCAGCCCGGCAGAUUGGUAACCUCUUCUAUAACCACAGGCCGGUUCUCGAUGACGCACUUGCGACUUUUGCGACUACGGCUACGUUCAUCGCGAAGGACCAACGAGCCAACCCACUGUUGACCGUGCUACAAACGAAGUCACCGCAUGUGUCGCCGAUGUCAAGGUCUGGGACGACGAUGAGCGCGAAGAACGGAAACCAGCCCCUCAUCAAGCCUCCAGUAUCAGCAUCAUCUAAGCCCGCACCAACGCUGUUCAAGAAGCCCUCGCUGCAAAUGGCGCGCUCCUUUGACGUCUUCCCUGCCUCCCAAUCCACGGUCAAUACCACCUUCAAUACCGUGUCUUCUUCGCAGCAGACCCAGCCGGAUACUGCGAACACUUCCUUUACAUCGGACACCAAUCCCACUGAGGUUCCACACACGUUCUUCACAAGAAACAGCUCGACCAUAAUGGGCUCGCUCGAUGAUCAAGACCUGAAUGUAGGUGCAAAAGUCAGCAACGAGGCUCUUGCGAUGAAAGGGCGCCAGGAACCUUCGAAUACGCCUUCCCAAGGUCGCGACAGCUCCUCAACGUGGGGUUCGUCACUCUCUGAGGAGGACCUGCUCGAAGCAUCUGCCAGAGUCGAGUCCGUCUAUGCCAUGUCUUCGUUUGCCCCGGGACAGCUCUCGCCCCAGCGUCUAGCUCACCAAGUUGGAGGCUCCCAACCAACGCUGUCGCUCACUAAGAACGGGGCUUUUGCUCAGGCCAAGUCUGCAAUAGCAGCUUUGGCUCAGUCAUUCCCACCACCGCCAGGUGUCAGUGCCAAGCUCUCUCCAGACAAGGCGGCUUCUAAGCCCAAAAGCCCGGCGAAUGGUGUGACUCCCCGUCGGGCUCAGCGGCAGUCUCCGCGGGAACAAACACCAGUAGAGUCUCCGUCAAAGAUUGCGUACCACAUCAGAGACAUACCUGGUCAAGGCUUGUUCGUCGGUGAACCUGAAUCCAGUCUGCGCGUGAUGCCUUACUUCGCCCUGUUCAUCUGUCAGCGUAUCGCCUUGGAGCACUCCGUUACGCUGGCUGAGCUUGUUUGCAACAUGGACCUCGCAUCAGCUUGUGCCGAUCCAGUGGUGUUUUGGGCAUCUCUUCUAGAGCACCCUAAGAUCCUUCGUAUCAAGUUCAAGGACUCAGAGCGUUUGUGGUCGGCUGCUAAGCGCAGCUACGAUGGUUUCACCUUCAAGGGCCAAGUCAACCUACGAAGCAAGAACUCAGGGCCCAUAUUUCAGCUUGAUCUUCAUCCAGUUCUACCGGACAAAUCGUGUCGUUUCCAGCGUGGCACUAUAGAUGAUUUGAAGCACAUACGAAACCACUGUGAGAAAUGGCUGCACACCGAGCAUACCUUCCUAUAUCCCAAGUGGCGGGUGUUCCACAUCGCGCCCAUGAAAAAGGAGAAGAAAAAAAGUCGAACUACAGAGGUCACCCACAAAUUUCGUAUCGUGCUGUUCGCCACAGAAGGCUGCGGUAUCGACCAGAAGCACACUGUGGGUGGGAUGCUCAAUUGGUUUCUUCCGUUUAGCGAGAAUGUGGAACAGAGCUUUUAUAAGGCGUUUGCACGUUUCGACCUGGGGUUGUCUAGAACAACGCCCACCCACAUCUUCAACCCGACUCAGAUCAUUCGUGUCGGCGACACGAUUGCCAACGGAGACCGCGAAGCCACCGAGUUCGACGAUCCAGGUUUGAAAUCGUUCAUGACCAAGUGCCUAAUGACCAAGUCAUGA
Molecule: messenger RNA, 1956 nt
Organism: Didymella exigua CBS 183.55
Lineage: Eukaryota; Fungi; Ascomycota; Dothideomycetes; Pleosporales; Didymellaceae
Exons: 3
Coding region: 1-1956 (651 amino acids)
Molecular function (GO): RNA-directed RNA polymerase activity
Source: RefSeq, a predicted model, not a curated record